AUGAAGAGUUUCCGAAGUAAAGCGUCGCGUUUCUUCAGAGAAGGUGCAUCUUCAGAGGAGAAGGUGGCAAUCAACAACACCUCGAGUUUUGACUUCGACGCUGGUAUUGACAGCACUGUUACAAGAAAAGUGGUGUGGCCCUUUCGCCGCAAGAAUGACAAAGCAGCUAAACCGCAACCAGCUCUGCGGCUCAAUUCUUCGUCGUCUACGUUGAUGCCUCCAGCCAGACCAUGUGUCAUUGGUCAUGAGGCCAGCGACGACUUCGAUCUUCUGCCAGACUACGACGAUUCUGACGAUGACGACACACAGGCGUUUCGUCGUUCGCCUGCUACAUCCAACAAGAAGAAGAAGUAUCGCAAUGCGUUCAGUUCCCGCAUCUUCAACAGCAACAAGAAGUCCUAUUCGAGAUCGCCUCCGCCACCACCAGUCCCUCAAAUUCCAGUCGACUUCACCAUCCCACUACCAACCCGUUACUCAGCUCUUCCACCAUCACCACCACCGCUCCCCAAACGUAGCAGCAACCGCCCUCCACGCCCGACGCUCAAAAAGGCCAAAAGAGGUACAGGCCCCAUGUCCCGCCCAACACCCACAUCCCAAGACGCAAACAUCCCGCUUGUCCUCGAACACCUCACCACCACCCCUUUCACGCCUCGCAGCAGUCCCCCGCCACAGCGCCCCCCACGCCCAAACGAGUCACAAAACGAUACGUUAAUGUACAUACGCUACACGAACGCCCGCAUGGUGCUUCCCAUUCGUCCUCGCCCGGACACCAGUACACCACCAGAUCCAUCUCAGUCUACUACAAUACCUUCUGCGUCUCCUUCAUCUUCCACAUUAACAAGCACCCGCCACGCCUCCGCCAUCGCAUCCCGUCUCGGCAUCCCGGCGGGCCACUCAACUCCCCUUAUCCCAUCCCUCACCGCACCCCUCGCAGCCCGCAUCCCCCAGCACUCCGCUUUGCGCCUCCCAGUCCGCGUUUCAGACGGCAGCACAAGAUACAGUCGGUUCAGUGAGUACGUUGCGGAUUGCGAGCCAGCGGCGUAUGAGACAGUGGCGUAUGGACAGCUUCAAGCACGUGUUGGUGGGGACGCGGCGGCGGCGGCGGCGGUCGAAGUCUAUGAUGCUGGCAAGGAAGAAGAGUGGGUGCUUGAGAGGCAGGUUAGUCGGGGGCCGAAGGGGGAGGCCGGGGGGAUGGUGUUUAGGGAUCGGAGAGGUGGGUUUCAUUUUGUGCGGAAUGUGUGA
Messenger RNA from Bipolaris sorokiniana ND90Pr, 1242 nucleotides. RefSeq lists its product as uncharacterized. Bases 1 to 1242 code for a protein of 413 amino acids. The record is from RefSeq and is a predicted model, not a curated record. The transcript is spliced from 4 exons. Lineage: Eukaryota; Fungi; Ascomycota; Dothideomycetes; Pleosporales; Pleosporaceae.